This is a messenger RNA of Nasonia vitripennis (jewel wasp), 621 nucleotides long. It is a transcript of the gene Atg10, whose product is annotated as ubiquitin-like-conjugating enzyme ATG10. NCBI's taxonomy places the organism in Eukaryota, Metazoa, Arthropoda, Insecta, Hymenoptera, Pteromalidae. The record is from RefSeq and is a predicted model, not a curated record. Gene Ontology annotation, biological process: protein lipidation; macroautophagy; protein modification by small protein conjugation. Bases 1 to 621 code for a protein of 206 amino acids. The transcript has 4 exons. Gene Ontology annotation, molecular function: Atg12 transferase activity. Gene Ontology annotation, cellular component: intracellular anatomical structure.
AUGGACGGGCCGGGUACCAUCACGUGGGAGGAGUUCGUGGCGAACGCCGAGGAGCUCCUGGAAUUAUCCGAGGAGAUCUCGGAUCGCUGGGAAUUUCCAGGAGACAAGAACUGUCCCGGUCAAGCGUAUCUGAAGCGCCAAGAGAAAACCCUCGUCUCGAUAGACUACCCGAUAGACGAGCCGCAGGAAGAUGUCGACGAUUGGACCGGCAGUCGAGACCCGUUCGAGGCCUCCGGCGAUCAGAAGAGGCCCCUGAUUCUGGAGCACCACGUUCUCUGGUCCAUGAGCUACAGCGUUCCGGUGAUUUACUUCAACGGCUGGAAGUCCGAUUUUCCGGGAAUCAAUCCAGUGAGCGUGGAGCUGGCGCAGCGAUUGAACAGCGAGAGGCUGGGCUACGGUGAGCUGUCCCAGGCCAUGCAUCCGCUGCUCGCUCGGCCCUUCCUCCACCUGCAUCCCUGCGGAUCACGAGAGCUGCUGCAGCUGACCGGCAAGAGCGCGAACUCGCUCGUCAGCUGGCUGAGUCUGGUGGCACCCGUUGCGCUGAACCUCAGAAUGCGGCCCGAGUACUUUCGGCUGACCCUCAGCGCGGAGCAGAUGGAGAAGGACGAGGCGGAGGAGUGA